AUGGCCAGUGAAAUCGACAUCUUCAAUGAAUACCCACUGCACAUGGACCCAGCCACCAAAGCACUCUCCCUCCUCGCCACAUCCGCCCAAACACCAGCACAAAAAGCCGCAAUCAGCGCCGAGCUGGAAGAAUUAAACCAACUCCACCGCUCCCUCCAAACUCUCGACCCCCCAAACAUCCCCCCGGCGCCCCUCCCAAUCAAUCCCAAGCGUGGCGCGCAAAUCAACAAGCUCCGCGACACCGCCAACGCAGCAUACCGCAAGGGAAACUACGACGAGGCCAUUCGGCUGUACAAAUAUGCCAUCGAGAUGGGUCUUGCCCGGCCAGGUUGGGAGCCUGUUACACUUGCGCGCGAGGAACUGUCCGGUCUUUAUGCGAACCGCGCACAGGCACAUAUGGCCAAGCAGGCUUGGCCCGAGGGUCUCAUUGAUGGCAAGUCCAGCGUGGAUUCCAAGCCCGUCGCCAAUGUUAAGGCUUGGUGGCGGAUUGCUAAGUGCUUGGCUGAGAUGGGCCGGUACGAGGAGUCUAAGAAGUUCUUGGCUAAGGGUCUUGAGAUCGAAGGGAGGGAGUCUGACGGCGGGAAGGAGUUGAUUGGGCUGCUUGAGGAUAUUGACAAGGCUUUGUUGCGCAGUGCUCCUGCUUAG
Molecule: messenger RNA, 645 nt
Organism: Penicillium nucicola
Lineage: Eukaryota; Fungi; Ascomycota; Eurotiomycetes; Eurotiales; Aspergillaceae
Exons: 1
Coding region: 1-645 (214 amino acids)
Molecular function (GO): protein binding
Source: RefSeq, a predicted model, not a curated record